AUGCACCCUGAGAAAGGCUACAAGGAGGGGGGAAAAGCAACACAAUCUUCUUCAUACUCUUUCUAUGCUGCAUCCUAUGCUAUUGAUGGCAGCAAAGAAACUAAUGCAUAUUCCCACCCAUGUGCACACACAAAUCUUGAGAAUAGCCCAUGGUGGAGAGUGGAUUUAUGUGUUGUUAUCUCAAGCAUCCCUGCUGGUGCCUCUGUAAGCUACACUUGUAAUAUGCAGGGUCGUUAUGUGAACGUCAUCAUUCCUGGUCCUAGCCACAUUCUCACACUCUGUGAAGUGGAAGUCUAUGGUGUUCAAGUCCCUGUUACUAAGAAGGCAUUUCUGAGAUUAAAGUUUAACAGCAGUCAGGAUCUCAGCAACCCUAUCAUGAGGGACAAAGUUCUUCAAAAGAUCAAAUUUGCCAUUGCUCCAUCAUCAGAAUUUCAGGUCUCUUGGAGAAAGAAACCAGAAGUGGAAACUGAAGCUUAAAAAAGGUACAGACAUAUGAAGCUACAGCAAUCUCCUGGACAAUAUUUUUUUUUUUAUAUAAGAACACUAAUACUAAUACUAUUGGAUCUCAUUACAAUGAUCUCACUGAUUUUGGAGAUGCACUAAUCCAUUCGUCUAGUCAUCACAGACAUGACAGGUGCCAUUGUAAGGAAUGUUUUUCCAUUCAAAUGUUAGUAGAUCUAAUGUUAUGGUAUACAACAUAUACCUUUUUACUUUGUACUUUCUUGAUCAUGUCUACAUAGUCUUUUACCAGAUAUUUGAACGGACCGUCUGGGAUAGGUAUGUAGCAAAGAUAGAGGCAAAAAAUCUUCGUAAAUCAUGUUGGUCUCUAUGGCUAGGGCUGGACAUGAAUAUAAAAACGGCAGUGCAAUACACCCUUCUCCCUUAUGAAGACCAAUUCUCACCAUCCAAAUCACAGAUAGUUCCAAGUUGCCAAGGUCAUUGCCAAUGAGCCCAAAGAUGAGUGCAGUUGCACAAGGGAAGGUUACACUAACACAGGGUAUUUGUUGCCUGCCCAAAACCCAAAAUCAAAAAGUAGGUGAAACAGUUCCUAGAACUGGCUGGCUAUUGUUGUAGGUUUGUGCAUAUUUAUUGAAAUGCCACCAGACUUUCCUUUCACCAGCGUUUUGCAAAUCUCUUAUAAAAAGGAAAGAGAAGCUGCCAUUUGAUUUAGGAAAAGUGUCAUUUUGGAAAAAUUAAAAAAGGCUUUAGACCUGAACCUGAAUAGACAAGGCUAUCUUCCUUAGUUCUAAAAUCACAUUUUGCAUAAAUUUGCAUUACUCUAAGCACACUUUACGUGUGAGAUUUUACUUGCUUCUAUAUAUAUAUUGAAGCAAGUAAAAAUAUCAAGUAAAAUCUCUUCACGUCAUUCAGAAUACCAUACUUAUGGUUGUAACUUUUCAUUUGAGAAUCUUUCUUUGAGAUUCUGGUCAGUGUAGACAUGCUUGAACCAUAUAAUUUUAAAGACAAUAUUUUCCACAUUAUUAGCCAAACCUAGCCUCAGAUUCCUGUUCUUGUCUGACAAACAGGAGAGGAACCUAAUUUGGUUGUAGCUCAUCCGCAUUAACUUUGACAUGUUGUUUGUUACAAAAUGCUUUUCUUCUCACUUCAGUUGUAAAGAAUUAUUGUUUCUUUAACUUUUCUGUCAGCUUUGAGCAAUCUAGCCAUUAUCUUCUGUACUCUCAUAAAAAAAAAGGUAGUUUUUCUCUAUUCUCUGUAAACCGGUGCAAACAAUCAUUACUGAAAUCACAAUUUUUCAUCAUGCUGAUGGUUGAUAGGAAUAUAGACUGAAGCUCCUAUCGUAUCUGCAUGAUUUUAUGUAUUAUACUGCUUCCAAAUGAAUGAGCUUAGCUCUUGAUCCAACACACCCUGUAGAAGCAAAUAACUUAAGGAAUUUUGACUCACCUAAUGCAGAAUUCAUGCAAAAUACUAUUUUGCUAAAAACAAAAAACUUGAAGAAGUCCAAUCCUCCUGCAAUUAGAUUGUUACACAGUGUUAACAUUUGAAAUGAGCAAUAAUUGAAAUACUAUUUAAUAACAUGUACAGUACAGACCAAAAGUGUGGACACACCUUCUCA
Messenger RNA from Tachysurus fulvidraco (yellow catfish), 2074 nucleotides. RefSeq names its product fucolectin-6-like. The record is from RefSeq and is a predicted model, not a curated record. The transcript has 6 exons. Bases 1 to 477 code for a protein of 158 amino acids. NCBI's taxonomy places the organism in Eukaryota, Metazoa, Chordata, Actinopteri, Siluriformes, Bagridae.